This is a messenger RNA of Aspergillus welwitschiae, 2813 nucleotides long. RefSeq names its product glycosyltransferase family 31 protein (gene gfsA). The coding region runs from base 477 to 2075 and encodes 532 amino acids. The transcript has a single exon. The record is from RefSeq and is a predicted model, not a curated record. Gene Ontology annotation, molecular function: acetylglucosaminyltransferase activity. Lineage: Eukaryota; Fungi; Ascomycota; Eurotiomycetes; Eurotiales; Aspergillaceae.
CCUCCGUAUCCUUCUUCCCCUUUUCCCUUUUCCUCUCGCGACAUUCUCAACCCCUCGACACUCAGCGCUCGCCUCCCUCUUCUUGUUCUCUCUUCCUUGAGCACUCGACGCACCGUCUUGUUGCGAUUUCGUCGGCCUGUUCUCUUUGGGGGUUUUUCUCUUCUCGCUACUUGUUUCCUGCGGCUUUCUGCCCCCCCAUAAUUUCUUCCGGGGCUUCUCACCCCUUUCCGUGACCGUGUCGCAGGUCUCGACGCUGCCAGCCUUUCGUUGACAGUCUACCAGGCAAUAGAAAAUUCUUUCCUGCUCGGGAUCAGUUUUCUAUCGGCCAAUUCCACUCUUUACACCAUAUUUCCCAUACGUGACGAUUUGCGAGAACGGUUCAAGUGACGACAACCCUUUCUUUCCGGUUGACGUGCUUUUGAGACGAGAGAAAAAACUAAAUUUUAUAAAUCUCGUCACCGACUUCUUCAAUUCACAUGUUCAAGAAUACUCAUAAUAAUACCGCCAAAAUGCCGAUGUUCCGUAUGAAAACGGUUUUCCCUCUGAUCGCUCUCUUCUCGAUUGGAUUCUUUUUCUGGUGCGUUGAGCGCUUCGACCAGGCUGCUCUCCUGCGUUUCAAGCAUCCAGCCGAUCGCGUCGCUGGUUCAACCCCGCAAAUCCAGUUGCAACCGACACCCCCAUCCAAAGCCUGCGAUGUGGACCCUGGUCUCCAGGCUCCUCUGCCCUUCAGCGAAUGGCUUCCUCGCAAGAACUACACCCGUGCCUACUUCCGUCCUCACCAUGUGAGCCCCAAGACCGAGUUCAACUCGCUUGAGGAUAUCGAAGUCCCGGUCCUCCCUCCGAUGACCGUCAUGGAGCGUGGUAUGGUCGUGUCGCCCGAGAACGAGGAACCCAUGCCUUGCCCUCCGAUCAUCGACGUCAACGUCGCUGCUGAUAACGAUGUGGAUGAGACCGACAAGCUCCUGUUUGGUCUGGCCACCACUGCUGACCGUCUGGACCGUUUGCUUCCUUCUCUGCUGUACUCCUACGGAAACACCAAGGCCGGCUUGAUUGUACUUGUUCCGGAAUCGGACGACGACAUUCCCAAGCAGGAGGCCUACUUCCGCAACCGUGGCUUGGAUUUGACCCUGAUCCAGUCUCCUUUGGACUUCACCGCUCGUUACUUCGGUCUGGUUCAGGCUUUCGCAGAGACCAUCCGGACCAAGCGCCCUCAGACUCAGUGGGUCAGCUUCAUUGAUGAUGACACUUUCUUCCUGUCCCUGCCGACCAUCGCUGAGGAAUUGAAGCUCUUCGAUGUGAGCAAGAAGCAUUACAUUGGUGCCUUGUCUGAGGCUAGCUGGCAGGUGGAUACUUUCGGCCACAUCGCUUUCGGUGGUGCUGGUGUUUUCGUCUCCAAGCCCCUUCUCGAUGUUCUGGAGGAAUACUACGAUGAGUGCCAGUCUUGGGGUGAGCAGCCCGGUGACCAGAAGCUCGGCCAGUGCAUCCAGAGAUACGGAGAGACCCCUCUUACCCUCUGGCCCUCGCUGUACCAGAUGGACAUGAAGGGUGAGGUUGACGGUGUCUACGAGUCUGGCCGUAAGAUUGAGUCCCUGCACCACUGGAACAGCUGGUACACCAAGGAUGUUGUUAAGAUGACCACUGUGGCUGCCGCUGCGGGUCGCCGCUCCGUUCUGCGCCGCUGGGUCUUUGACCAGGAGGAGAUCGUCAACAACGCUACUGGUCGCUCCACCCGCACUUUCUGGGUGUUCACCAACGGAUACUCGCUCGUCAAGUACACCUACGAUGAGAACACCCCCGAUGAUGCGAUCAACUUUGACCACACUGAGAAGACCUGGGAGGAGGAUCCCCGUGGUUACGAGGCCCGCCUGGGACCCCUCCGCAACCGGGAUCAGGAAGGAGUCACCAAGGAUCGUUGGUUGUUGCGGGAUGCCUUCGUGGUUGGCGACAAUGUGCACCAGUGGUAUGUGCGUGAAGAAGACGAAGGCCACAGCGUGAUCGAGAUCGUUUGGCUCGGCCCCAAGGGUGGUGGCGGUGCCGGCGUCCGGGACUUUGGAGUCCGCAGGCAACAUCACUAAAGUCCUUGGUCAUGCAACUCAAUGAGAGACCAGACGACCGAUACUGAGGCUGGCCCUUGGGAUCUGUGAAGCUUUUCGAUUCUUGCACAUUCUUCAUUCCGUUCCUUUACACUUUUCCAAUUCUUUUUCUUUUCUUCCUUUUACUUUUAACUUGAUCUUACUCUAUAUCUUCCUGCGACACCACAACACUAAAGAAACAAUCAUGCCAAUCUACACGGCGACAAGGAAAACAAGAAAAGUGAAGGUGGUGCGGGAAUGUAUCUCUUUCGGUCACCGAGUCCUUCGGCCUCCCUGUUUUUGAUCGAUCAUUUGCCUGGCGUUGUAUUGGCGGAGUCAAGAAUGGCGCAGUCCAAGGUCUGAACUGGUGGUUUUCAGCGAAGAGCAUACCUCGUUUGAGUCUCCCUUGAUUGACCUGGCUACGGCCUCGUGGGAGGGAAUGAUAAUCAUCCUCGCCCUGGGCCCAUUGCUCACGACCCGACGUAUCCCAUUCCCUUAUUUCUCCCGAUUUUCUUUUUGCUGGCUUCUGUCGAGGGCUGCUUUCUUGCAUCAAUUUUUUGUAAAAAUAGAAUUUUGCCGGCCGAGCCGCGGUCGCUUGCUUGCUUUUGGAGAUUAGCGCAUUCGUCGUUAUGGCAGAAUAUCACGAGUUAAAGUCUUAGAUUAGAUGAUUAUCUGUUAGCAAUAGACACGCACGCACACAGUGAUUGGCGCUGCGAAAUAAUAUGACUGGAAUAACUGGAG